This is a messenger RNA of Nasonia vitripennis (jewel wasp), 578 nucleotides long. RefSeq lists its product as uncharacterized. Lineage: Eukaryota; Metazoa; Arthropoda; Insecta; Hymenoptera; Pteromalidae. The coding region runs from base 116 to 475 and encodes 119 amino acids. The record is from RefSeq and is a predicted model, not a curated record. The transcript is spliced from 3 exons.
UUUGCAAUUACAGUCAAUUGCACACGCUAUACUAUUGCGGUUUAAAUAAAGGGGCUUGAACACAGGAAGACGAAAAGUGUCAUUUUGUCGUUGGUGUACUUUUGAAACGAAGAGAAUGUUCGGAAGACAAUGCACUGUUCCUUUUUUUGUCGUAGUUUGUGCAGUAUCAUUGGAAUCUAGUAGAACAAGUGCAAGUAAGGUUUUCUGUCAAGAUGUUCAAAGUGAGGAACGCUGUCUCAAUAUAUACAAAAACGAUCAGUCUACUUUUUGCAGGAUCUAUUCAUGUACUCCCAAUCACAAGUUUGCUUACACGAAGAAUGAUUUAGUUCGAGCAAAUGACAAAAAUAAGCCAAUAUGCGCUCAGCAGCGUUCGGAGCAAGAAUGUUCAAAUCUCUACGAGAAAGAUGCAGAAGACUAUUGCAGCGAGUACCGAUGUACUGCGAGCGGCAUACUUAUUAAGCCACAGAAUGUCUGACACUUUAGCAGCUUGUUGGCAAGCAACCUCCAAGUUUUUCAAGGAGUAUAAUCGAAGUACAUGUAAAAGUAUUAUUAAAAUGCUUUUUGUGAACCAUUGGCAA